UAGAGAGCUAGCUUAGAGUACUUCUUCUUCUACUCUCUGACACAGACAAGUGCCUGGCUUUUGAGGCUUUCUAGAGAGAGAGAGAGUGUGUGCUUAACGGCGAAAUUAAUCUUUCAACUCCUUUCCGGCCAAAAUGAUAGCCUACCUGGAGUGUUUCGUUCACGAAAACGACACUGAAUCGAGGCCGGACGAUGACGUUUCCAGCCUCUCCAAGGCUCUGGACCUCAAAGGCAGUAUCCACGACUGCGAGGGGCCCACCGAUGAGGCCUCCAGAGAUUUCGGCGGCAUGACGGUGGCGGCGCGAGGCAACGGCCACUCGAUCAACGGCCAGGCGAUGGCGGAUCGAGGCCUCGUCUUGGACAUGCGGUCCUUGGACGACCAUUUCCGAGUGGUAAAAGCGAACAAUGACUCCUUUUACGCCGACGUGUCCGGAGGGGCAUUAUGGGAAGAUGUGCUGAAACGGUGCGUUUUCAAGUACGGGAUGGCCCCGAGGUCCUGGACUGAUUACCUCAGCUUGACGGUGGGCGGGACGUUAUCCAACGCCGGCGUCAGCGGUCAGGCUUUCCGUUACGGUCCACAAACGUCAAACGUUACGGAGCUACAAGUCGUUACGGGGAAAGGCGAAAUUUUCAAUUGCUCCGAAACCGAAAACUCGGAGCUCUUUUUCGGAGCGCUUGGCGGACUCGGACAGUUCGGUAUCGUCACCCGAGCUAGGGUUUUGCUCCAACCAGCCCCAGACAUGGUGAGAUGGAUAAGGCUGGUGUACACCGAGUUUGAGGACUUCACUCGGGACGCCGAGUUACUGGUGACUCGGCAGGACGAGGAGGACUCGUUUGAUUACGUGGAAGGCUUUGCCUUCGUCAACAGCGACAACCCGGCAGAUGGGCGGCCCUCCGUGCCGUUGGAUCCGGACCAGGUCUUCGACCCGACCCAUCUUCCACGAACCGCCGGAUCAAUGCUCUACUGUCUCGAACUGGCUCGUCACUACCGCAACGCUGACGACCCCUCAAUUGUUGAUAUGGGCGUGAACAGAUUGCUUGGAGGCCUCGGAUUCGUUGAGCGAUUGAAGUUCCAAGUGGACCUCAGCUACCUCGAGUUCUUAUUGCGUGUGAAGCGUGCAGAGGAACACGCCAAGGCCAACGGGAUAUGGGACGCGCCACAUCCUUGGUUGAACCUGUUCGUCUCGAAAUCUGAUAUCGCUGAUUUUGAUCGGACGGUCAUCAAGAAGAUCCUCAAGGAUGGGAUUGGUGGGCCCAUGCUCGUCUACCCUCUGCUGCGAAGCAAGUGGGAUACGCGUACAUCAGUGGCGCUACCAGAAAGUGAAAUCUUCUACAUAGUGGCAUUGUUACGUUUCACUCCACCAUACCCAAAAGGUCCCUCGUUCGAGAAUUUGGUGGCCCAGAACAAAGAAAUUAUACAAUAUUGCACCAAAAAGGGGUUUGAUUUCAAGUUGUAUCUGCCUCACUAUCGAUCGCAGGAUGAUUGGAAGCGGCAUUUUGGAAAUGAUCGAUGGUCGAGAUUCGUGGAGCGGAAGACCUGCUUUGAUCCAAUGGCCAUCCUUGCUCCUGGACAGAAAAUUUUCCCUAGGGUUUCUCAACCCUAACGGUAGAAUAAAUAGUCAUUGUCGCAAUGUAAUUGUUUUGUGUUGGCAUCUUUUUUCUCUGAAUUAGUUUCUGCUGGUGGGUCAGUGUCAGUGCCAUUGUUAUCAAAAUUGACAUUCGACAAAGAAUGUGUUGGAGCAAUUAAUGAUGUAAAGAAAUAGUUUGAGCGAGAAAUUUUGAUCGUUUUCAUGUAUUUGUUUUUUUGUUAAUUAAACAUAAAAUAAAAAGCCAAAAAAAAAGGAUGGAAGUAUUAUCAG
This is a messenger RNA of Prunus mume (Japanese apricot), 1858 nucleotides long. The record is from RefSeq and is a predicted model, not a curated record. Lineage: Eukaryota; Viridiplantae; Streptophyta; Magnoliopsida; Rosales; Rosaceae.